This is a messenger RNA of Chaetomium globosum CBS 148.51, 1764 nucleotides long. RefSeq lists its product as uncharacterized. NCBI's taxonomy places the organism in Eukaryota, Fungi, Ascomycota, Sordariomycetes, Sordariales, Chaetomiaceae. The coding region runs from base 1 to 1764 and encodes 587 amino acids. The transcript is spliced from 11 exons. Gene Ontology annotation, biological process: proteolysis. The record is from RefSeq and is a predicted model, not a curated record. Gene Ontology annotation, molecular function: aspartic-type endopeptidase activity; oxidoreductase activity.
AUGGUCCACUCCACGGCCUGGGCAACUGCACUCUUCGCCGGCCUAGCGGUGUCUCAGUCCUAUCCUCCUGAUGCGGUCGAUAAGUUGGCAACCGACAGUUUGCCGAAACUGAAGGAAUGGCUAGCAAAGAACCCCCAGGACAGUUGUACUGUUGAAACGGCCGUCAGACGGAAAGAGUGGAGCGAUUUGACUCCUCAGGAACGAAAGGACUACACCGACGCCGUCCUAUGCCUUCAGUCGAAACCCGCCUUGACCAGCGCGGCAGCACCGGGCGCGAAGAGCAGGUUUGAUGACUACGUGGUCAUUCAUAUCCAACAAACGCCGAGGAAUCACGGCUCGUACUGGAACUGGGACCGUUAUGCCAAAGACCCGGUCAACUCGCCGCUUUUCGACGGCGGCGAGGCAAGCAUGGGAGGUAAUGGUGCAAAGGAACCCCACCAAGGCAUCAACAUACCCGGCGCCGGCACCAUUCCACCCGCGGAUGGCGGCGGUUGCGUUACCACAGGUCCAUUCAAGAACAUGACGGUCAACCUGGGCCCGCUCGCGCCAACGCUCCAAAUCAAGCGCAACCCCCGCGCGGACGGGCUGGGCCACAACCCGCGCUGCCUGCGCCGCGACGUCAACAAGCACGCGGCGGCCGUGACCACAGCCAACUACACGCACGAGCUGAUCACGGCCAACCAGGAGAUCUUCUGGUUCCAGACCGUCAUGGAGGGUCAAUUCUCGCAGGGCAAAAUGCAGGAUCUUGAGAAGAGGCUGACCCAGGUGAGUAUGACGAGGACCAUGAAUAAUAUGCCCCCGAGCGCGAACGGGACGUUGGAUGAUUUGAGUGGGUUGGGGGUGUUGGCGCCGGAUGUCAAGGUGAGGGAGUUGAUGAGCACGAUGGGUGGGCUGAGUGGGAAGUUUUGUUACAUUUAUGAAAGGUCAAAGACUUAUAAAGAAGUCGGGCCUGGUAAAUUCCAACCACCGCCCCUCGGUCUCCCCAUUGCCAGUAGGUCAUACAUUACCGAUCCCCUCCAAAUCACCGGCGCCACGGUCCAUGGCCAAGUCAUCAACACCAAACAGAACGCAUCUGGCUCGACCCAACACUCGGACCCCGACAACUUCCCAAACGGCCUAGCCGACACCGGCACGGCCUUCUUCGCCCUCCCCAACGCCUCCUUUACCAACCUCCUCACCGCCAUCCCCCAAGCCGUCCACAACACCAGCGUGCCCGGGCACAUAACUUCCCAGGAUUUUGCGGAACUGCCCUGCGCAAAGCGCAACAACCCCACCAACACUCUCGCAUUCACCUUCUUCGACCCGCGGCCCGGCGGCGGCCGGGGGGGGGGGGGGCGCAUGUGGGCAGUCGAUGUCAUGUCUGAGGGGUGUAUGCGGUGCAGCAUGCGUCUGGGUCCGGUCACACUGGGCCACGAUUCCUGGCCCCUGUCGUGCAUAAGUCGGUUUCGCCUGCAACACAUCCAACACGCCAAGGUCUCCAAGCACGGGGUAAAAAGUCGAAAGCCCGCAGGUUCAGAACUUCAGCACGAUGCUUCUUGGUGGCGCGCUCUCAUCCCCAGCCCAACGGGCAUCAAAGGGCGGAAUGUGAUUUGUAACGACCCAUGUCCCUUGAAUGCAUGGUGCGGCUCGUUGGACGCUUGCCCGAAUGCCCGAGGUCUAACCUUUCCCCUCCACGGUAACUGGAACAGCAAUGUGGCACGGCGACGUGCCAAGAGCAGGGGACCGGUUCCCACGACCUCAAAACCGCAGGUUGGGGGCCCUUGA